Molecule: messenger RNA, 7732 nt
Organism: Petromyzon marinus (sea lamprey)
Lineage: Eukaryota; Metazoa; Chordata; Hyperoartia; Petromyzontiformes; Petromyzontidae
Product: SLAIN motif-containing protein 2-like
Biological process (GO): cytoplasmic microtubule organization; microtubule nucleation; positive regulation of microtubule polymerization
Cellular component (GO): microtubule plus-end
Source: RefSeq, a predicted model, not a curated record
UGCCCCAUGCAACCCGAUGGUGGGUGGGCGUGGUCUGCCGGCACGAGGAGGGAGCGAGGAGCGAGCCGCGAAAAAGAUGGCGUCCGUCCGCUAGGCGGUCUGGGAGCGGCGGCGGCAGACGGCGAGCUCGGGAUGCCCUCCCCUCUCGCAUCAUUUGUCUCGUCUCGCUGUCGUCUCGCCGCCUGUUAAGAGCGACGGUGGGUCGCUUUGUCGGUAAAUAGGAGGAGGAGGAAGACGAGAGGCGCUACGUUGGUGGAGGCGACAAGAAUGUCAGCCCUGGACAUGUUAGGCGAGCUCGGAUACGUGGCCGCGGCUGCAGGAAGCGGCGGUGGAGUUGGUGGUGGUGGCGUUGCCGUUGGCGGUGGUGGCGUCGGAGGUGCUGCUGGCUUUAGAGGAGGAGGAGGCGGUGGAGUUGGUGGUGGUGGCGGCGGCGGCGGAGUAGGUGGUGGUUAUGGAGGAAUUGUUGGUGGUGGUGGCUAUGGAGGAGGAGGAGGUGGUGCUGGUGGAACUGGUGGUGCUGGUGGCAUCAGCGCCGAACUGGAGGUGAAGAAGCUCCAGGAGCUGGUGCGCAAGCUGGAGCAGCAGAACGAGCAGCUACGCAGUCGCUCGGGACCCCUUCAUGGCCCGAAGGCGACCAAAGCUGCGCCCCAGGGCCCUCUCCGCGAGCUGCCGGCCACCCACCCGAGCCCUGGAAACGGCUGGGCACGGCAAUCCGGGCUUGCCUACGUGGCCGACCCCGACAACUGUUUUGGUGGCGGCUUCACGAGCAGCCCCCGCUUCGGUAGCCCCGAGUUGGGCCGUCGGGCCCUGCGAGACGGCCUCGUGAUGAAGGGCCAGCCACAGGGUGGAAAGAACUCCCCCAUUCUUCCUGCUGGCGCAAGGGCGGCGCAGAGCGGGAGCGAGGACGAGGACGGCGGCGGUAGCAGCGGCGGCAGCAGCAGCAGCGGCAGCAUUGGCAACCUCACGCUGGAUGAGGUGGAACUGCUGGACCUCGCCAGCCUGAGCGGCGAGCGCGAGGAGGACAGCUGGCUGUACGCGUCGCCCGUGAAGGCCGGAAGCACCUCCCUGAGUCCGCUGCAGUGGAGUCGCCAAGUCCUGGACCACCCGAGUCCGCAGAUGGUGGCCGCCAAGCGCUCGCUCACACAGAGGCUCGACGCCACCAUGUUCGCCAACAACCGCCGAAGCUUCGUCUGCAACCCUUACGCGAGCGCCUCCUGCCACGGCACGCCGCGCUAUGCCGGCCUUACCGCCGCUAGCCUUAGCGGCGCUGCCACCAGCCUUAGCGCCGCGCGUGAGUCCCUGACCCUCUUGGGCCACCGGCAACAGCAGCAGCAGCAGCAGGCGAUCGCAAGCCCGUACGGGAGCCCCGUUUCCUACAGCGACGAGCGCCGGGCGACCGCCUUCCCGAUGCCGUCGUUGUUCUCGCCGUACCCGGGCGCCGCCGGGGGCAGCGGCGCUUGCUCGCCCCUCUCUCCCCAUCCCUCGUCGUCGGCCGACAGCGAGCCCAGCGUGCCGGGCAGCCGCGUGAGCGAGCCGGGCAGCCGCGUGAGCGAGCCCUCCGUCUACGUGUCGCUCUCGCAGUCCAUGGAAACGGAGAGCGACGACGACGACAUCAUUGGCUGCGUUGGCGGGGACAGAGAUGACGACUUCAGCGCGGGUGCCUACAAGCUUCAGGAUGUGACGGACGUUCAGAUCCUUGCACGGAUGCAGGAGGAGAACCUGCGCCAGGAGGCGUCCGCUAGCGCCUCCCGCCGGAGCUCUGGUGCGUCGUCGGCGCAGUCGCUGCGCGGGUACAGCCUUGCCUCCAGCGACCAGGAGCUGGACCGCGACGAGCCCCGGCACGGCGCCGGUGAGCACGAUGGCGAGUAUGCCGCCGGCGACGACGAAGUGGAGGAAGGCGACGAUGAGGAGGAGGAAGAGGACGAGGGCUACGUCGUCUCGCACCGGGACCGCCGCUUGUCGCGUCCGAUGGCGGCGGCGUCGCGCGAGCUCCUCGCGCGCCGCCUGGCACCGUCUCCCGCUGUCCGGCAACAGCAGCAGCAACGGCAGCAGCAGCAGCAACGGCAGCAGCGGCGUGUGGCGUCGCCGCGCUCGCGAUCACCUUGCCCCACCGAGUCCGGCGGGAGGGCGUCACCGGCGGGAGCGGCGGCGCCGCAGUCGGCGCAGCUGGUGCAGCUGGCUCAGCUGGCGCAGCUGUCGGCGUUUGCGGGAGCGUACGGGCAGCGCGGCGCGGCGAAGCUUUCGCUGCCCGGUCAGCACGCGCCGGUGCUGGAGCUGGUGCAGCACCGGCAGGCGCACGAUGAUGAGAGGAUGAGAGGGAGCUUACCCAACCUGUUCCGCCCGCCCUCCGCUGGCUCCACGGCCAUCGACAGCACGGCCCUGGGCGUCCGCAGCAGCCGUAGCCUCGAGUCGAACCUGCAACUUCCGGGAGCGGUGGCCUCCCUGCGUCCGUCCGGGCUGCGGCAACCGCAAGGCGCUUCAUCCUCGAGCCGACUGCGCCCGCCAUCUGGCUGCGGCAUCCCCGUGAGUCCGAUGGCACGGCAGCUCAAACCGCCCACGUCACUUGGAUCAUCCGGCACGCUCCCAACCCCCUCCGUCUCCUUCCCCACCGCCGGUGCCACUCUCCCUGGUGCCAGUCGGCUGUCAACACCGCCGUCGUACGGCUCGCUCGCCUUCUCCGUGCCGGCGCCGGGACGGCAGUCCAGCACCCCGGCCGCCGGCACAGGAAGGCUCGUGCCGACGACCGGCAGGCACAGCCCCGGUGGGGCCAGCGGUAUCCCCAUCGCAGGACGGCAAAGCCCCGGCUCCAUGUCCGCCUCCGGCGCCGCCGCUUCUUCCCCGUCCUCCUCUUCGGCCUCCGGCUGCUCUCCCUCGGCGCUGGGAACCGGCGCGGGACCCGGGCUGGCUCGGCCGGCGCCGGCGGGCCCUGGCACCGGUGCGGCCGUAAGGAGCGGGCUGCCGCGGCUCGGUGCGCCGGGAAGCGGUGCAUCCCGGAGCAGGCUGGCGCAGCCUGUACGCAGAUCCCUGCAGCCCCCCAAAACCUACAGCACUUUUAGAGACGACUCGUGGAACGAAGGCUGCUACUGAGCGGCCGAGGACGGCCGCCGCCGCCACCACCACCACCACCAACCUCCUUCUCGUGACGCCUUCACCGCGUAACUGUCGGCACUUGCUACGCCCGCGUAAUGGCUCACGGUUGCCAUCUGCGUUUACAGAUGGUGUUUCAUCCUCGCCACCAUCGUCAUUGUCACCACCACCACCGCAGUCACGAGCGUUGUUUAUUUUUUUUUGCUGAAAGACGAUGGCUGGACUGCGCCUUUGUCUUGGGUGAAGGGAGUGAGAAACAGGGUUUUUUUAGAAGGGCUGCCGUGAUGGUUGUUGCUGCGAUGAACAAAGCGAUUCGUGUUUUGUGCGAAUAAGCGUUGAUUCAGAGCGCUUAUGAGUCAGGGUAAUAGCUAAGCAUGGAACGAUUCACCACCACACCUGGCACUUUGAUAAAUAUCACGAUUCGGGGUAUUAAUUCCAUUCAAGAACCAAUCCGGUUUUUUUUGUUUCCAUUUUUACCGUCUUGUUUGUAUUUCUUCUUUUUUCCCCAUCACAUUUGUUACUGCUCCAUUCACUCCGUGUACCUGAACGUAGAAUUCGCAUGACAGUUUUCUGACAGUUGCAAAUAGUCGAUUCUCACACAAACGAUUCAAUGCGUGCGUCUUGAGCACGCGAAUCGAUUUUAACCGUCGAGUCGGUGGAUCGUUGCAUGCUUGGUCAUGGUGAGGACGGUUGAAGGUCCGCUUCUCUGCGGUUUCUGGAGAGCGACGGCUUUGACGAUUUGGGACGCGGCAACCUGCCAACACCGCCGUUUACAGAAAACGAUAAUCCGUUAAUAUAGCUCGCGCGCCAAAAUGUAACAGUUUUACUUGGUUUUGUUUUCUCGCCGUCUGAGCGCUUGACGUUUCUUUUGAGCGCCACGCUUCUGCCGGCAGCCCGCUCCCUUCUUGUCCCGCCCCCCCCGCCCCACGCGGCCACGGUGUAGGGAUGCAAAAUAACGGCUAGCAGAGACAAUCUGGCAGCGAUCGGCUGAGAGGUAGGGUUAAUGGUGUACGCAGCAUCUUGUAUCAGUGAGUGAGGGUUAGGUCUGUACAUCAGCGUCACGGGCAAGUUGGGUUAGGAUUAUGUGUAGUAUCACAUGAAAUUGGAUUUGAGAUACACACAAGGUCACAGGUAAUUGGGUUAGGGCUAUAUGCAGGAUUACACUUCAGUUGGGUUAAGGUUGGAACUACAGUACGCUCCACAUCACAUGUCUGUUGGGUCAUGGCUGUAAGCAUCGUCAAAAGUCAAGUGGGAUAUAGCAAGGGCUGUACGCAGCAUCACGUGAGAGAGGUUACAGCUAUACAGCACAUGCAGUGUCCAGUUCAUUGAGUCUUCAAACAAUAUUAGACAUCAGUUGAGUUCAGUCUAUAAACUGGAUCAAAUGUCAUUUGGGCUAGGGCUCUGCACUGCAUUAUAUGCCGGUUGGGUUAGGGUUAGGGAUGUGCCCAACAUAAUGUGACUUGGUUAUAGGGUUCUGCACAGCAUUACUCCUCAGUUGGGUUUGAGUUAGGGCUCUACACAGUAUCACGUGUCAGACGGGUUGGGGUUAGGGCUACACACUAUCACAUGUCAGUGGGUUGGGGUUAGGACUGUACAUAGCAUUACACUUGAGUUGUGUUAGGGUUAUACACAGUACCGCAUGCCACUUGGGUUAGGGACGUACUAUUUGCAGUGUCCACACGUCAGUUACUUCGUGCUAAAGACCACCCUCUCACGGGCCUUUCGGUGGCCGUACUUUGCAACUGUCGAGCCAUGGUGUUUGCUGGACACUGUUGCUCACCGUCACAGGGCCACUCGUGCUGCUGGGAAGAGCAAGGGGCUAAGUUGGCCCACCGGGAGACUCAAAAUGUUACACGCGUCAUUGACAUGGCCUCGUGAGCUGAAGUGGACGUUUUUAUUCCACAUACCCCUCUCCCUCCAUUCUACAGAUGCCCUGCCCCACAUUCUACAGGUGGUUGAGUGCUGGUUAUUGUAAAAGUGGAGUUUCGGUCGUACGAUGUUGGCGCUUUAGCUAGCGGUCAAGUUUUUGGUGAAGUCGACAAGUCGAUGGUUGCUGUAAAGCUCGCUGCCGUGUCAUAGCACUCAUCCCUUGCUGUUGUGCACAGGGAGGGACUUCUCCUCGUUUUGGUUUUGACAGAACCAAAAGGAAACCUCGAUAGCUCAUCCAUUCUCAUCCCAAACGUAUUUUUGCUGUAUUUACACACACAGACACUUGGUGGUUCCUCCCUUGGCAUAUGUGUACGUGCUACAGCUGCCAUACUGUUUAUCUUUAUUGUUUUUAAAUCGCUCUGAUCUCCCAAAUGGGGGGAAAAAAGCAAAGUUGCCAUAAAAUGGGUUCACCAACUAUGAGAGCCCAGAUGUUCUCACCUGAAUCUCAGACUUUUUCACCCGUUUAUAAGUGAUGAUGUCUGUUGUACUUACAUUUGCGAUGACUUGAAGAUCACAAAAGGCUCUCAAAGUAUGCAUUGCGCUUUGCGCUGACAGCCGAGUCAUAAUAUUUAAUUACAAAAAGUAUUAUUUUCUUUUCUUUAAAGCUAAAAAGAAUAAUUCAGUAUUUAUUGAUACUGCCUGCCAAACGAUAUUUUAUUAAUGUUUAAUGCAUGCCGUUUAUUUUACCACAAGUGCAUAUUAGUGUUGUUAAAUUCUCUCUUUGCGCUUGCGAAGUCUCGCAAGCGGACACGCUAUUUAUCGGUGUAUGUGAGUCAACCCGUGCCUUGUUCAUUCACAGUCCCUGUGGUUAGCUUCAGAGGUGAACGGAAGCAGCGGCAAUGGAGAGAUCGCUCACAAACUCCACUGUGCGUUGUUGUGAAAAAUUAUGGGUAAAAGCAAACAUAAGCAGAAAUCCGUUCUGUUUCCACAUAUAAAUAAAAAAUCUUUUUUGAAAUCAUUAAGCCAAUUGGCUCCCGAGACCAAUAUCAAGCAAAAUGUAUUCAAGCAAAUAAACGCUGGACCGAUUUAUUUAUGUAUAUUUAUUAAAGGCCGGUGACAUGGCUUCCCGUUAGUAUGUUCACCUCUCGUUGCAGGGGUUCACAGUUCGAAUGCUUUGGCCGUCUUGGUUAUUUCUGCGGUGUGCAUUCACCGUAAAUAUACUGCCUCGAAGUGGACGUUAUAAAGAUCUCUGUGACGUCAUUCGCUAGAGUAUGCCAUUCUGUGCCAGCGUUGUGACCCAAGUUUAAAAAAUUACACCUCACUUGGGAUUAUAGCAAUCAUUGUCUUGUCACUGAGAAAACUUGGCAAGACUGUCCUGAAAAAAUUGUCGUGAGCCAUAGUUGAGGCUCUCCUGGGUAAACAAGCAUAAUAUGGAGACAGAAUGCAGUUCUGCUUAUAUUUUCGUGAACAAAAAUAGGGGGAAAGGAAAGAGUUGAACAGAAAGAGGUGAAACGGAAAGACACUCCUUCACAAGCCGGGCAAGGCCACCAAACUUUUGGCCGGCAAUUCACGCCCAGCGUAACGUUCCAGCGUCGCACAACCAUAUGAAUUAUCACUCUUGCAUCGUGGAGUCUCUGCCAUCGGCGGUAACGCCCAUCACUGGCGUCCCGGUCGAGGAGUUGCACGAUUUUUUUAUCGAACCGGAGACUGGAUUACCAAACUCACGGGUUCCCCAGGAGGUGGAUGACAGCUCGAGCGGGCGAGGUGUGGUUCAUCCAUGCGUCAUCUCCUCGCGUGCGCGCCGUUGGGUUUUGAGAGUACGGCGGUGGUGUGAGCCACCGCGAGCUUGCCAAAAUGCACGUCGUGGCGAGUCGCGCUGCGUAGAGGCCGAAGGCCAAAAAUUGUAAAGCUCUUGGUCAUCCCAUAUUCUGUCGCACCAAUUCGAGUUUACACCAGGCUAAGUCGGUGGAUAACGCUAGGCCAGUCUAAGAAAUGCAUCCUCGCGAAACCUUUGCUUCAUCGUCUCGGAAUUGGUUUCUCAAAAGAAGACUCCACCCUAAAAUAUGGGUAGUGCUUGUGUAUGAUUUCCUAGGCUUGGUGGCCCUGAUUGUCAGACACGAGUGAGGAUUCGUUUAUGAGAAAAUCGACUUCAAAGUUACGGCCACGCGUGCUGCCAUAGCACGCCUGAGUGAUGUCACUGCAUGGAAGCGUUAAAACACAUGGGGAUGAUGAUGGCAUUUUGAUGCCACUCAAGUGCUCUGGAGGCACGCAGGAACAUAUUUUUUUUUAAAUAAUGUAUAUCUAUCAUUAACUUAGGUACAUAUCUACAAGAGCGAUUUUGGUUUUGCUGCACGUUCACUUACGACUGAUUUCAAUCUCUCGUGAAUUGAAGUCUCCUUAAGCCUGCUUUCGACUCGUGUCUUGAGCUUUCCUUAAGUCUUUGUUUUACACCUGUUACGAUCUGUUUGCCUUCAUCACUUGUAGUCUAAUACAAACCCUGGUUUAGUCACGGAAGCAUUCACUGUCACGAAUGCCAAAUUGAGUAAUUUGGCUGCCGUUUUAAGUUCAGCGCCCUCGUCAAAUAAAGAAUCUGGGAUGAUCAAGAUGCUAAUUUAUAACUCGUCACGCAACAUUUCAUGGACCGGAAUUCCACGGUCUGCAUCGCUGUAUCCGGUUAUUUUUUGAUUAACGUUUUGUUUGUUAAGUUCGCAACACCCUGCACUGUACAUAUGCCUGCUGCUGGAAUAAACGAGCUGCAGGAAUCGUCGGGCCUUAA